This is a messenger RNA of Episyrphus balteatus (marmalade hoverfly), 859 nucleotides long. RefSeq names its product GILT-like protein 1. The transcript is spliced from 4 exons. NCBI's taxonomy places the organism in Eukaryota, Metazoa, Arthropoda, Insecta, Diptera, Syrphidae. The record is from RefSeq and is a predicted model, not a curated record. Gene Ontology annotation, molecular function: oxidoreductase activity, acting on a sulfur group of donors, disulfide as acceptor. The coding region runs from base 191 to 802 and encodes 203 amino acids.
GAUGGUGUGGCUCUCUCUCUGUGGCAGUACGUAUCAAUAAAUUUUUGGUCGACGAAUUUAUUGGGAAAAUAUUGGUAUUUGCUGAGUAGUUUGAGCCAGUUGCAUUAAGUUGUUGGAGGAAACCAAAAGUGCCUUCAGGAGAGCUCGUAGAUUUUUUUUGAUAUUCCCAAAAGUUAACUGAUCGAGUAAAAUGUUUUCAAUUAAAUUUAUUCUUGUUUUGAUUGCCAGUGCAACUAUUUCAAUUACCAGUGCUGUAGAAGAAAAGAUUAACGUUUUAGUCUUAUAUGAAUCACUUUGUCCUGACAGUAUUCGUUUUAUGAAAAACCAAUUAGGACCCAAUUAUGAUUCAUUAAAAGAUGUUAUCGAUGUAACAUUAGUGCCAUUUGGAAAAUCAGAGAGCGUAAAUGAUGGAGCUCAGUUCUUCUGUCAACAUGGUCCAGCUGAAUGUGAAGGCAAUCGUAUGCAAUCAUGUGUUCUACAUGAAACCACCGAUCAAGAGACUCAAGUUAAAUUUGUCGUUUGCCAAAUGAGUGGUCAAUAUGAAUCUUCUAACCAAUAUUGUGCUCAAUCAGUUGGUCUAUCAGGGGAUAUUAAGGAAUGUAUGAAUACAGAACUUGGAACACUUUUGCAGUUGGAAGCCGAAAAAAUAACUCAGUUAUAUGCUCCUUCUUUUGUUCCAACUAUUAUCUAUGAUGGCAAAUUUGAUCAACAGUUACAGGACAACUCUCUAACAAAUUUCAAGGGUGUAGUUUGCAGUCUUCUCCAGAAACGUGGUUCUAUUGCAUUUAAUACUGUUUGUUAAAAAAAGUUUGAAUGUUUACAAUAUACGAGUAAUAAUUACAAACAAAAUAUAUUUACA